AUGAAGAAUCUGGAUGAGCAGUACGAAGCAACGAAAGUGGCGAUCAGAAGCUCAAUUUUGACGCGCCCCUCGAAGAAAGGCAACCCAUCAAACAACGCAACAACGCAGAGCUCAGACAAUCCUAGAAGCGGAGGUGCCCAUAACUACCAAGUAGGCACCGGACGCGGGAGAGGAGAGCCGCGCAACAACACUUGGGUAAGAAAGCCCACCAACUACGACGAAAAGGCUUUCUGCGAAUAUCUCCAGACCUACGGGCAUUCAACGGCACAAUGCCGAAAUUUAGGAGCGAAACUCGCGGCUAAGAUGGCGGCAGGAGAACUCCAGAACGCGGUUAAACUCAAAGACCUCGUCCCUAAUGAACCAAAAGAAGGUGCCGAGCCGAGCGGUGAUAACACCAAGCGCGAUAGGAGAGGCGAACCCGAAGAGCGACCCGAGCCGAGCCUAUCAGCGCUGAGCCGAAGCAAAGGAGAAUUGGACGGAACCGACCGACAUCCGAAUACAGUGAUCUUCUUUGCCGAGGAGGAAACGGCAGGAAUCGACAGACCCCACAACGAUCCGCUGGUGAUUGAAUUAACGAUCAAGGAUCACGAUGUGGCGAGGGUGCCCAUUGAUACUGGGAGCUCGGUGAACGCUAGGGAGACACUCAGAAGGAUGGGAAUCGAUCUCUCCGAAGUGACGGCGAUCCCCAAACCUUUAACCGGAUUUUCAGGGGAAACAACGAUGACUAUGGGAACGAUCAGGCUCCCUGUGGUAGCUGGCAAAGUCACUAAGAUCGUCGAAUUCUGCGUCACCGAUCACCCAGCAAUCUACAACGUGAUUAUGGGAACUCCAUGGAUCAACGGGAUGAGGGCGGUCCCUUCCACCUAUCAUCUCUGCCUCAAAACGAUAUGGGGAAAUCAGAAGGAGUCGCGAACGUGCUGCUUAGCGGAGCAAAAGCUGAGGAAUCCCGUCGCCAACGCACGAGCGGACGUAGAUCGCAAAAAGAUGAAGACAGACCGAGAGCCUGCGAACGAGCUCUCGAAACUCUUAUAG
Messenger RNA from Eutrema salsugineum, 1032 nucleotides. RefSeq lists its product as uncharacterized. The transcript has 2 exons. The coding region runs from base 1 to 1032 and encodes 343 amino acids. The record is from RefSeq and is a predicted model, not a curated record. Lineage: Eukaryota; Viridiplantae; Streptophyta; Magnoliopsida; Brassicales; Brassicaceae.